This is a messenger RNA of Cephus cinctus (wheat stem sawfly), 4734 nucleotides long. RefSeq names its product LIM domain-containing protein jub (gene jub). The record is from RefSeq and is a predicted model, not a curated record. Gene Ontology annotation, molecular function: transcription corepressor activity. Gene Ontology annotation, cellular component: P-body; nucleus; adherens junction. The transcript has 6 exons. Lineage: Eukaryota; Metazoa; Arthropoda; Insecta; Hymenoptera; Cephidae. Bases 702 to 3329 code for a protein of 875 amino acids. Gene Ontology annotation, biological process: cytoskeleton organization; regulation of DNA-templated transcription; response to hypoxia.
CGAUAGUAGAUAUCUUGUCUAUAACGUCAAUCGAUAAUUGCUUGAAAAGUAAAUGGAAAUUCGUAACACGAAUCCAUAAACUCUUGUUCGUAGCUCAAGAUCACAGAGUGCGCUCAUUUCGUAAAACACAGUGUCGCCUCCAGACGUCGAAUCCUGUAUGCUUGAAGAGCCUAACAGACAGUGAGAAAAUGUUCGUAGGUUUCUGGAUGGUGCGAGUGGCGGUGCGUGCGUGCGAUGAGUGUGUCGUGAAUAUUUGCAGGUGGUGAUCGUGAACGCUCGGUGCAUUCGUAACAGGUAUAUCCCCGAGGUGGUUCGACGGCGAUUAAGGAGUACGUCCAAGGGUUGCCAUUCCCAGGGCGUAUCCCGAAAUCGUGUGAAAACGAUCAUCUAGAUACAGGAGGGGACCGAUUCUGCGCGUGUUUCAUCUAUUAGUCGCACAGCGGAACGAAGAGGGAACCUUACUAAAAGCAUUUGACAAGUGACCCACUGUAAGCGCGCAGUGUCCCCUCUGAACGUAGUGCGGUGGUCCAUUGAUCCUGGAUAAAAUGUCCGAUUACGCAUGAACCAAGAGAGCUAAUACAUUAGUUCGCGGUGAUGCUGAGAGAUUGUUAGUAUCAAAAGUGGAAAGUUCAGGGGCAGUGUUGCUGGUUGGCUUUGUGAAAUUGUUUAUCGGUGGUUAUCGGUACUGAACCGCUUGGCCAAUGUGCGACUCGGCCGACGCUUACGUGCAGAAGCUAAGUUACCUCCAGCUGGGGGAUGAGUCAGGGGAAGGAGUCAUCGGGGUCGGGCGUGUCUCAGGAUCGCGACCCGAGGCCCAGGUGCCCGUCUCGAGGAACCCCAGGGACGUGCGUGGGCCCCGUCCUCUUGGGGCCAUUGAAAGCUUCAUUGAAGGGGGCGCUUCCGAGAGCAGACAACCACCACCCGACUACAAGAUGUACGAGCGUGAAAACAUAAUAGCUGCUUCGAGAUUUGCUACUCCUAAGCCUGUCGAGCAGAUAGGUCUGCAGCAGCAGCAGCAACAUCAAAGUCGUCCUGGACAACAGGCACCGGUUUAUGAGAAUAUCGAGUACUACCCUCAGAAUCAGGCUCAUCCACCCUAUUAUCAUCCUGUAGAAUCGCGCAAGAGCCCUAGAGGAAGUCCUCGAGGUUCUGUGGCUGGGGAGGCUUACGACUCUGGGUUCAGAAAAGCUCAACCUCAGGUACCGCCUGGGAAUCGUUAUCAGACAGCAUCACCAGCUAAGGAACUACCACCUUACGAGGCGCCGCCCGUCUACGAGAAUAUUCAGGAAGUACAUUUUUCUGAUUCUCAGAACAAACCCGCCCCGCAGGUACCUAACUUUUAUCACCCUGCUACCAUUAAUGGUGGAGAUUACGUAGUGAUGACUGGUAAACUAGGUCAGGCUCAAAGAAAUUCGCAGCAGCGUAUCCUGGGACAAAGUCGUGCUCAAAGUUUCGACGGUUCCAGCUUAACCCGGGGUACCUGCAACGUCGAUCCAGCUUCUACCCUGAGAUAUCAAACGUCCACGAACUCUGAUACUCAAGCUUCCAGAAGCGCAUACGUACCACCCUCUGAACUACAGACUAAUCGAAAUUUUGGUUACUCGCCGGAACAGCACUCUCCACGUUCAGGACUUCCCUACCACAGUGAAUCCCCGCCCAUCCGCCUCCCACCGGAACCCCAUCAUUAUCGCAGUAAUGUGGUCGAUAAUACCCAGCAAGGCUAUCGACCACCUCAACCCGACAACGGACAAGGCUUCCGUCAGGAGAAUCCACCACUGUACAAGCAGUAUGUUGAUUCUGCUAAUAGGAGUACCGGUGUGAACUACGCCGGAGAUUCAUCAGCCAGAAACUCACCAGUUUACAACACAUCAUCCCGUGGAGAGAUAUCGGCCUGCAGGAAUUCACCGGUGUACUCUUCAAACCGUUCCAACAUCCCACAAAAUGAUAGAAAUUAUCAUAAUCAGGAUUGCCGUGGAGAUUUUCCACCCAGGAACUCUCCUAUUUACUCCUCCAACCGUUCCGAUCAAAUGAGAACAGUUCAGCCCCAGAUUGAACCUGGUGAACAAUCCAGUCUAAGAAAUUCACCAAUGUUCUCACCUACCAGACCAGAUCAAAUAAGAAUAUCCAAUCCGCAGAACGACAGAGGAUUUGCCGAGACAUCAGAAACACUAGGAACGCGAAAUUCUCCUAUAUACUCACCUAGCAGAGACAUGAGGAUAGCUGCUCCUCAUAAUAACUCCAGGAACUCCCCGAAGACGAGUCCUACUCAUGCUCAACUAGCACCAGACAUAACUCAUAGUUCUAUCAGUUCACCAAGACAUUGCUCCACGGACAAUCCUGUACGGGGACUAGUUCAUGCACCUGUCACUAGUGCGUCCACUGCUCCAGAUGAUCCUGGUAUUCACGGUCCUAGGAUCACGAGCCUGCCACCAGGUGUUACCAGUGGAGUAGCUGGACCCGUCUUUCUCAACGCUGGCGUACCCAUGCUGCAAAGGACACCUGAACCCGUGGCUCACGUUCAGAAAUCCGUUAGUCCACCCAUAAAACCAUCUCCUGGGAAAGGACUCUUACCUUAUAACGUUACACCACCACGACCAUCUGGACCAACGGAGGCUGAAAGAAAGAUCGAGGAGUUAACCCGACAGCUGGAGGAAGAAAUGGAGAAACAGGAAGAGGAGGGAGAAUACUUUGGUAUAUGUCAUACUUGCGGUGAGAAAGUAACUGGAGCUGGACAAGCUUGUCAGGCUAUGGGAAAUCUUUAUCAUACGAAUUGUUUCAUUUGUUGUUCCUGUGGUAGAGCACUGCGUGGCAAAGCAUUUUACAAUGUCCAUGGAAGGGUAUACUGCGAAGAAGAUUAUUUGUAUUCUGGUUUUCAACAAACAGCAGAAAAAUGUGCGAUAUGCGGUCAUCUUAUAAUGGAAAUGAUAUUACAAGCCAUGGGUAAAUCCUAUCAUCCAGGAUGCUUCAGAUGUUGUGUUUGCAACGAAUGUCUGGACGGUGUACCCUUUACUGUGGACGUGGACAAUAAAAUUUAUUGCGUUAAUGAUUAUCACAGAAUGUUCGCUCCGAAAUGUGCAUCCUGUGGCAAAGGGAUAACGCCAGUUGAGGGCACGGAAGAGACGGUCAGAGUAGUUUCCAUGGACAAAGACUUCCACGUGGAUUGUUACGUCUGCGAAGAUUGUGGAAUGCAACUGACCGAUGAACCCGACAAAAGGUGCUACCCACUGGAAGGUAGACUUAUGUGUAGGGCGUGUCACAUCCAACGCAUAUCCCACACACAACCUAGAGCACCGCAGCCAGUAUCGGCGAGCUAUCAGUUUAUGGGAUAAAGUGAGAGCGAGAGAGAGAAACAGAGUAGAUCAAUAAGAAUCGAAAAGAAAUGGAAAAAUCCUGCGCACGAGAAGUGCCAUCCGCGAUUCACUGUUCGAAAACUAGAGAAGCAAAGAGCAGGAAGUGCAAGACGCAACUAAUCGGUACCAAGAUAGACAUCAGACUUUUGUAUUCAUUUAUUCAAAGAGUGACAGUAAUUUCUUUAACUUCACUAAUCUUUUAACACGACAGACUUAAUGCUUUUUUUUAAAUUUAAAACUGCUUUUAUAUGUGUCUGUUUCAACUUUACAGUUAUUUCUCUGACUUUCUCUUGUAUUGGGAGUACGCAUCCUCUUCUUCGUCCUGGUAUCACUCAUUUCAUUUAAACAAAAUCAAUCGAACCAGCUAGACGACGUGCUACACACGGUUAUGAUAAUUAUGAUUAAUUGUAAUUAGAAAGCUCCUACAUAAACGGUGACCAAGUACCUCGUCUUGUGUACCGUUAAAUUUAUCGGCAUUGGGUAUCUUAUACCCUCGCAUUGUCCACCGUUAUGCCCGCAAGACAUGUGAUGAAAAUGGCGCGAAACUACUUGCUUGUAAAACGUUAACUUGUCGCUUUGAUGCAUCCCGUAUGUAUGUUAAAGUAUUGACUCUACUAUACCACAUAUGUACAUACAAUAUACAGGGUGGACAGAUAACAGUCCUGUAUAAAUAUUUAUACAUGCGCAAAUAUUUAUUGCCUAAGAUACUCCCAAUGAUAUAAAUGGUAUCAUCAGUGAAGGAUGUGCGAGUUGCGCAGGCAACUGUGAUAUAAUAGCAUAAAGUAUUUUCUUGUUGAUAAAAUCUUACUAUCAUACCUUAAUGGGGUGUAAAUAGUUCCAUUAUUGUUGUUACUAUUAUUAUUAUUAACUAUUGUUAGACUAUUUAAGCUUGAAUUACACAUGUACGUGUUGUCGUCGCGUAAAUUUGUCCAUUGUCUAGGCUAUUGGAAAUAUGUCAUAGAUACAAUAAGUGGAAUCUUGCAUAUAAGACAAGGAGGGAUCGAAUUACUGGAUUAUGAUUGACAAUAUUUAUUAGCUGAGAUAUGAAUUUACAAGGAUAUAUGAAAACUCUGAGUUGGAUUUUUUAUCUAAUUUUUACGUUUCUUAAAAUGAAAUUUGGAAUAUGGAGCGUUUGAUAGAAAAAAUAUUGAAAUCUACCAAGUUCAUAAAGGAAUUAAAUUAAUUAUAGUGAACUACGCACAAAUGAAGCUGCCAAAAAAAAUACUAAUUAUUCUUUCCUUCGGGAUUAGGAGACUCGUACGUUUUCUAGGUAUAGUCGUUGAAUAGGACGUAUUGUGUAGAUAAAAAGUACAACUUUUAUUUAAACAUAUGUAUGGUACACGCAAGGUGAAUGCCACUGGUUAAUAAAUACCAAUAAACCUUA